GUUGCGUUUGUGGGGACGUCCCGGAAUGCCAGCGGCGCAUUGCUAACUUUAGCUUGUGACUCCGCUUCGUGCGGCUAACGUUUACCAUCGGCUGUCCUCGAUAAGGUCCCUCACAGCCCAUUCGCAUCGGAAUAACACAAUGAGGGGUGGAAGCAGAGCUCAAUGACUGGGACGCAGCCGUGGGUGUGGAUAGAAGCGGGGAACGGCUGGUGAAGGGACAUGUAUCGCAUUAUAGGCCUUUGGACUCCAGGAGUUUACGGAUUGCGACACUGUUCAAUACCCGGGAUCCGUGUGGGGCAGGGGGACCUGGCGUCACGCGCACGUUAGGAGCACAUUUGGGCAACUAAAGUGGAUUCAUUCAAUGUGGCAGUUAUUUUUGCUCCAUAAAAGUGUGUACAGUCAAAGACCUCUGCACAUAUAGACCGUAUCCCACGGUGAUAGUAUGCAAUCAAUGAAGGAAGAGGUUGUCUCCUCUGAGCCCUAUAGUGGAGAGGACAUCUUACAAGGGGCCAGCAGAGACAUGACAGGCCACAAAAUCUCUGCAGUUCCAUUCAAGGCUAAGACGCCCUGUCGCAGGAAAAGAGAGUUUAUCCCAGAGGACAAGAAAGACAACCUGUACUGGGAGAGGCGUCGCAAAAACAACGAGGCGGCCAAACGCUCCAGGGAGAAGCGCCGCAUAAAUGACAUGUUUCUUGAGAACAAGCUGAUGGCCCUCGGAGAAGAAAACGCCUCUCUCAAGGCUGAGCUGCUAUCACUGAAGCUGAAGUUUGGCCUUGUGAGCUUGGCUGCGUACACUGAAGAACUCCAGAAUUCAUCCAGCUCUGCCAAUGCCAACCUCUACCAGGAGUUUGUUCCACACAUCGCCGGCCAAAGUUCUUCCAGCAGCGGGUUAGAGCCAUAUCACUUGCGCAGCAGCUGCAUAUCAGUUAUCAAGCAUUUGCCUCACAUGCCCGAGACUUAUACAGCAAAUCACAGAAGCUCUGGUAUCUGCAGGACUGCAGGUGUCAAGCAGGAACUAGCAGCGAACAGCAACUAUGAACAAGUGAGAAGCAGUCCCUACGAACUCUACAGGAGCUACAUCGCAAGCCCUUUGCCUGGAGUCUACUCCCAGCCGGCUUCGCCCAGUAACUCUCCCAGGAGCUCAGACGAUGGGGCUGUGAGCAAAUUAUCAGAUUGCGAUGACGAGCAGCAGGUCCCCAAAGGGUUGGCGCCGUCUAUAACUAACCCGAAAAGCGUUAUCGUCUCCACACACAAAGUGCCAGAAGCCAGUUCUUUGCCACAUAAACUGAGGAUCAAAGCCAGGAGUGUCCCAAUCAAAGUGGAAGCUGUCGACCCUGAAUACGAGUCCUCUGGAAAGUCCUCUUCACCCGUCAGAGGAUUAGAGGGAGGAUGCUGUUGGGCCACUCUGAACUCUUACUCCCCCCCCUGCCCUUUGUCCUUACAGGUCACCAACAUGCAAGACUGGACCCAUCAGUCAGAGCAGUGGCAUAGGAGCAGCACUGACCCCCAUCCCUAAGAAAACUAUGACGUGAUGUGGUAGAAGUCGGUCUGUGAAACAAGUCAUUAGCCACAGGAGGUUCCUCUGCAUGCCUUUUUUGUAUUAUUUUGCAUUUCCACUGUAUUUGUUGUAGCACUCUUGUGCUUUCUGUGGGGUACAACAUUGUUUUGAUUACAGACAAUAAGAAGUGUUCAAAUAAUAGCGGUUGGUCACUCAUUCUAGUUCCAGCUGUACUGUAAGAGUUAACAUGGCCAAUUGAGUACACAAUACAAUUCCGCACUAAUUCUGUCAGUACAACAAUGAUGUCAUACUCGCCACUCCUUAAUUUCUCCACUCUAACAUACAUGCGGUUAUUAGUCAUUAGUCAUUUAUUUCAUUUGCCUCAAUAGUUUUAUCAACGCCUCAUUAAAUGCCCACCUAAAUUAUGUCCUUAAAUGAAGACACUUGAUGCUUUCUCCAUUUUCUUUCUUAGUUUCUGGGAUUAAAUAAGCUUAAAGGUAUUUAAUGUGAAAGAUAUGUGCAGGACAAGUUGUGUUAUUGUUAAUAGCACAUCGAUCAAGAAGAGGAAAAAACUUCUACUUAUUUGAGGCUUUAAGCGGAGCUUAGCCUCACAUUUAAUACACUUUGCUGCACUGGUUCACCAUUUGCCAACUAGCUCUUGAAGCGCUUUUAUUUUGAAAUAUUUUUGUUGAUUAUUCAUAGUAAACCUUCCCGGCCACUGGUUACACUUGGUAUGUGCACCACACUGGCUGGACAAUUGUGAUUACCAUCUGAUGGAGCUGACAACAACAUAGCAGGAUUUAAUAAAGCUCUCGAAUAUUUUCCAACACAUUUAGUCCUUAAAUGUGAGCCAUUUAUAGAAAAUGUACAUUUGUAUUAAUAACAAUUCUCCAGAGUUCAGAAUAAUACGCCACAAAUUAGUUUGACUUAUGUGUUAUUAACUGAUGGAAUCUAGAACUGUGAAUUAAUCAUAUGGCGUAUUUCUUCAUCUGCUAUAUAUGGGGGGGGAUUACAUUAUACCUCCACAUUAAGAUGGCUGAUUUCAGACACCCCUGGUUGAUAUUCUAGUGCAUUUCAGAGCAACUGUGUGUGCCUUGUCAUAGUUUCAGUCUCUCAUGAGGAUGCCCAGCAGACUGAGGUCCAGCUAUCUAUAUCUGAUAUCUCUAUUUCUUGUAAUAGGGAGUUUUUGUUUACAAUAAAUGUCCUGUCACUGAAUUGA
Molecule: messenger RNA, 2717 nt
Organism: Pungitius pungitius (ninespine stickleback)
Lineage: Eukaryota; Metazoa; Chordata; Actinopteri; Perciformes; Gasterosteidae
Gene: nfil3
Product: nuclear factor, interleukin 3 regulated
Exons: 2
Coding region: 443-1516 (357 amino acids)
Biological process (GO): regulation of DNA-templated transcription; DNA-templated transcription; circadian rhythm
Cellular component (GO): nucleus
Molecular function (GO): DNA-binding transcription factor activity; DNA binding
Source: RefSeq, a predicted model, not a curated record